UGUAACAAAGGGCAAGCUCCUCGCAGCAUCGGGGCACGGAUUUGGGCGCCAGUUCGAUCUAUUUCUUUCCUGGGGACCGAGGCCGGCAGGACUAACAGUAACAAAGGACCUGCACGUCCCAGGGGCCUGUGCUAGCUCUCCCGGCAGCCAGCGCGCUCCGCCUGCGAGGCCCUGUCCCCGGGGCCAGCGCGGAGGGUAAACUCCGGGUCCGGAAGUGGCUUUGCGGUUCCGCCUCUGAAAUCAACCCGCAUUCCACCCCGCAGGCCAGACUUCCGAGCGCGAUGUCGGGGCCGCAGGGGCAGGGAGGCCGCGCCACCCUAGGCCUCGCCCAGGCCCACUUCGAGAAGGGCGAGUACGCGGAGGCCGAGGCGCUGUACUCCGCUUACAUUCGCCAGUGCGCCUGCGCGGCUUCCGCGGGAGCGCCGCCCGGGAGCGAAUGCAGCCCCGAGGAUUUGGCUACUGCGUAUAACAACAGGGGGCAGAUCAAGUACUUCAGGGUUGAUUUCUACGAAGCCAUGGAUGACUACACGGCGGCCAUAGGAGUCCAGCCCGAUUUUGAAGUUCCCUAUUACAACCGAGGGCUGAUUCUGUAUAGGCUGGGAUACUUUGAUGAUGCUUUGGAAGAUUUCAAGAAAGUAUUAGACUUAAAUCCUGGAUUUCAAGAUGCAACUUUGAGCUUAAAGCAGACUAUGCUAGACAAAGAAGAAAAACAAAGAAGAAACUAUUGAAAAAUUUAACUUUGAAAUAUUAAUUCAUGAUCCAUACAGCUGGCGUCUCCCCGUCUCUAGUUUAAAGUAGGUGUUGAGUGAUUUUGAUUUAUAUUUAAGAUAAAGAGAUUCGUACAUGAGCACUAAAAGUUAAAUAGUUGGUUUAAGGUAGUUAAUUUCAGAUUAAGUAUUUAUAUUGAAUAGGUAUGCUUUUUAUACAGUAUAAAUAAGUAAUAACUAUAUAUAUGAUUACAGUAAAAUAUGUAAAGAAAUGUGUGAUAUUUUUAAUAAAAUAAUUUUUUGCUAUAUUUUUAUUCCCAAUUUUUUAUUUAUAAAAUUUACAUCU
This is a messenger RNA of Eptesicus fuscus (big brown bat), 1053 nucleotides long. It is a transcript of the gene TTC32, whose product is annotated as tetratricopeptide repeat domain 32. The coding region runs from base 282 to 728 and encodes 148 amino acids. The transcript has 3 exons. The record is from RefSeq and is a predicted model, not a curated record. NCBI's taxonomy places the organism in Eukaryota, Metazoa, Chordata, Mammalia, Chiroptera, Vespertilionidae. Gene Ontology annotation, molecular function: protein binding.